AUGUCCUGUUGUGCUGGCAGCAAAAAUAAACCUGCGCGCGGAUCCGAUGAUGACGGUCGUCCUGUGCAGGUUGAUGUGGAGGGGUACUACACUCUCCACGUCCCCGCACAGAUUGGAGUUGACGGGUUCUUCGCUGUUGAUGAAAAAACGCGAACUUCUAUAUACGUGGGAGGUGGCAGUGAUGGGGAGAAUAAGCUGCCGAAUUCACAAUGGGCGGAGAAAAGAGGUAAGUUCUUCUUGCUAGUGUUAUGAUAUCAGCUACACCUUCGGAAGGCUUCGUUGAUAUUCUCUCACGAAACAAAAUGAGCCGUCUAAAGUCAACUUAGACUUACUAAAAUCGAUAUCCUUCCAUCUUCAGGUCUCCAAACCGGUGACGUUAUCAUCUCCGUCGACGAGCAAGGAGUCGAAAGCCUCAAGGAUGAAGACCUAUCAACCGUUUUGAAAGGACGCCGACCUUUGACCUUGCGAAUGUAUCGAAAUCCAAACGGUAGCAACAUGUCUGGCUUCAACAACCCCAACUCCACUGGAAGAGGUCUCAAAAAACGCAUGGUCAGACCCCUAAAGGACUUCUCAAAGACGGAAGGGAGUGCGUUGGUAACGAGAUUGCAGGCGAGUCGGCACCAACAACAAUUUUAUGAUACAUGGAUUGCCGAAACGCCUCCAUUUUCAAAGGAGGUGGGAAGCGUUAUGGAUCAUUGAUUUGCGCUUGCAAUCGUAGUUAUGUAGAGGUGUGUUGGAUUCAAAGAUUAAUAUCUUGUUGAACAAAAUAGAAAAACACGAUGUUCAUCAGAUCAAGUCUGAAAGAAGCCUCUAAUAGAAGUGGCACCGAACCUCCAGAUAUCCAUCACAGAUUGCUGCUAGAUUCCGCAGGAACGCACUUCGAGCAUGAGAUUAUCGGACCCGCCGGUAUUGCAAAGUUGUAGAUAAGAGUGUCACCAAGAUUGAAGAUGAUGCAUAGGUCCCUCAAAUCUUCCUCGUGUAUGACAUUCACAUGAUCGACUCUAGCUUUUGUUUUUGACGAAGUCAUCUCGAUCUCGUUGCCUCCCUAUUCCUCUUUAGACGUCAUCUUCGCUGCAGCUACCGCGUUCACAAGCAAAUGCGGUAUCCCGCCAGACCACUUAGAGCGGCUGAGAACUAUAGCAGCGGAGCUAGGCGGCGUUCCUAGUGCGUCCAUGUGGUGCAAAUUGGGCCAUUUGCCUCCGAUGAAGGAAGUGCCGGAGGGACAGCACGUAACGAUUGUUCUUAGACAGUUGGUGCUACAUGAUUGAUUUAGAUUUUGAUUCGUAACUUUCACGUUGCAUGAAACAAGUCAAAAUGAACUACGAGCUCUACAAUUUCUGACCCAUCUUCACUAGGUCAGCGUACUAACUGCCCCCGAUUAUGCGGCAACAGCGACAGCACCUGUCCAACCGGCGGCAUCACCAGAACCUUCUACUAAAGGAGCUUCAAAUCUUAAACUUGAAGCGCCAAGUCCUCAAGGCGGCCUGGAUCUUACUCCAGUCGCUGCUACUGCGUCGCCCGCAGAUGUUGAUGCUGCUAACAACCCACUUUUGGUAGACGGCUCACACCAAGCUGCUGAUGUAGAUGAUGUUGUGCUUCUGCCUUCAUCAGCACCGGCGUCUGUAGAAGAGGAGACAAGAAAGAUAAUAGACGAAGAGGAUGUGCAUCAUGGCGUGAUAGAUGCGGGAAUUACAAUAUUCGGCAAAGUGUUGUCUUGGGACAUUGUCCUACUCGUCUGUCCAGGAAGCGCAGAAGCAGAAGCAUUUCAUAAGCAUUGUGAGGAUGCGAAGGUGUUUUUCCGUUUCUUGUGAGUAUUGAUAUUUUUUGAUGAUGGCAAGUAAGUAGUUCAAUUGGUUACUGCAGGAGCCUUUCAUCUUAAUAAUGUGUAAGGACAUCUCACAGGGACAACGAACUAGGACAACUCAAGUCUAACAUUUAGUUAAAUAUUAUCAGUUAAUUGAUGUUAAGUAAAAAGGCACCGCAAAGUAGCCUCACGACGACACGGCAACAACACCAUCGCAGGUCUCCGUCACUGGUCUUGGCUUAUCUGUUUUCCCGGAAAAUCCUGAAGCCAAGCUCUGUGUGUGUAUGUCUGCUGAGAGCCCGUUUUUAGAAGGCUUUCUCUUCUUCCGAGCGCUCGGUUUCGCCAAGCCACCAGUCAAACUGAUCGAAUUGCUGAGUCCAGUACACAAAGAAGAGAUGCAGAUCGUCGCUGAAUUCGGUAGCAAGGGAUUAACGCAUUUGGCGCUGUUGAUGUUCUUGCACGACUCGAAUGCAUCAAGUGAUAAAUUAAGACUUGCCGUAAUUCAUCUUAAGAGGCAUCCCUGACACGUUUUCAAGGAAGACUUCCAAGAUGAAUUGUUGUAAGCUCUAAAUGAAGCAGCAUUCAGGGAAGGUUUACCACGACAACAGCAACAUCUUCAGGGAGGUGCUCCUGUUGGAGGGGAAGCAACAUCUUCUACACCAGUCGCUGGCGCCUCUGUACUGGCUGAUGCAGUGAGGAAAGUGCUCCAUCGGCGAGCGCGAGACAGCCUACGGCAGAGUCAUCAGGACUUGGAAGCACUCGAGGAUGGAACAGAGUCUCCAAGCAAGUCUCUAGGUGGCAUAAUGCACCUCGAUCCAGCAGAAGAGCAUCUUCCUCCCAUACGCAGGAUCCUCCACGACGCGGUCCCUAGAUUAAGGCUCAACUUUCAUUGGUCAUAGAGGUUGGUCACUGAAAUCGAAGAGGGUCCCCCUGAGAGAACAGGGGAAAAUGAAGGGAAAGGGGAGAGCCUUGUCGGAGGUCUCUUCCGUUCAGAGUCAGUGACGAAUGAAUGCUGAGCUUUAACUAGAGACUUUCCGGCUUCUGGAAAUAUCUUCGCAUAUGCAGUGACAGCUGAAGGCUUCGGGACUGCAGAAGGGUUUGGGUGAGUUGGGAACAAGAACUCGAUAAGAAAAACUACGUGUGUUGUAAAGGAACAUGAGGGCGUUACUAGGCUUCAACAACGUUUCGAAAAAGAAUACCAUUUUUACGAUUCCGUCUCCGUACUACAGGACCUCCAGUGGGAGCCAGCAUUAAGGAGAUCCCUGUAAUAUCAUCACCUAGGAAAACACAGAAGAUCUCUUAGACGAGAACACCUAGUUGUAGAUCCUUCUAAACAAACAUGAAGAUGAUGAGAUGA
Messenger RNA from Amoebophrya sp. A25, 3161 nucleotides. The record is from the annotation of a GenBank genome assembly. NCBI's taxonomy places the organism in Eukaryota, Dinophyceae, Syndiniales, Amoebophryaceae.